Messenger RNA from Anthostomella pinea, 1197 nucleotides. The record is from the annotation of a GenBank genome assembly. Lineage: Eukaryota; Fungi; Ascomycota; Sordariomycetes; Xylariales; Xylariaceae.
AUGGCGUCAACACAGCAGCAGCACCUCCUGCUCUCGCCAGCCGAGCUAGCCUACCUGCACAUCACCCUAAGUCAACAACCGCCGAUCCGCGCGGACGGACGCACGGCGACGCAGUUCCGCCCGCUGACGGCCGAGACGGGGAUCCUGCCGGGCACCAACGGCAGCGCGCGCGUGUGCUUCGCCGACGGCACCGAGGCCGUCGUGGGGAUCAAGGCCGAGGUAGAGCGCACGCGGAAGCAGGGGAUCGAUUACGCUAAGCAGCGGCGGCCGCGGAACAAGCAGAAGCAGCAGCAGAAGAAGAUCGCUGAGGAAGAAGUGGAAGUGGGUGAUGGGGAGAGUGAGGACGGGGACGAGGAGGGAGCCGUCCAUGAGCCGACGGGCGACAGCGAUUGGGUCAAGAUGACGGUCGAGAUUCCCGGCCUCCGCGACGACGACAGUGGGACUGUUUUCCUGGCGACGAUGCUGAGCGAGGCGUUGCUGGCCGACGGCGAGUUCGCCAAGAAGCUGUGGAUCAACCGGCGAUUCCACUGGAAGCUGUACCUGGACAUCAUACUCAUAUCCUCGCCGCUCUCCUAUCCGCUGCCGCUCCUCAGCCUGACGACGCACCUGGCGCUGCUCGCGACCCGCCUGCCGCGGCUGAAAUCCGAGGCCGACGAGGAUCCCAUGUUCGACGACGACUGGGCGGCCUCGCAGUUCAUCUACCCGCGCCAGGGCGAUGACAACACGUCUCCGUCUACAUCUGGCACGAGACCGCCGAUCACGCUGCUGGUCAUGGCCGUGGGUGACAACAUCAUCUUCGACCCCUCGAAGGAGGAGCUCGCCGUGGCCGAUUCUGCGCUCGCGGUGUCGGUGGGUGAGACCACUGGGGAUGCGGACGGGGCUGUGGACGUCGAUGAGGAGGGCAAGGCAUCUAGGAAUCUACGAUUACUGUCGGUACGGACGAUCGACCCGCCGUCGCGCUUGACGGCGCCCGGCAUACCGAACGCUGUCAAUGCUGCGGCUUGGGGACAGGGUGCCGUGGUAGCUAAGGACCCCGGUGCCAGAGCCGCGGAGACGGACGAGGUGGAGGGAGUGUGGAAGGCACCGCGAGGUGGAGCCAAGAUUGCGGUUCUGGGCGCAAUGGUGGCGAAGGUACUAGAGAAGGGAGGCGUGGCAGACGAAGUCCUCGAGGGCUUGUAUGGUGUUGAGUUGGGAUAG